AUGAGCGAGUUCAAGUCGACCCAGUACUUCAAGCAGAUUUCGGACGGCAUCAAUGGCUUCUCUGAUGCUGAGAAGAAGGACCUGCAGAAGAAGACCAACGCUGUCUUUGAGUUUCACGUGAAGAACAAGGGCGGCGAGGAGCUCGUCCAGACCAUCGAUCUGAAGAAGGACGUGUCUGUCUACGAGGGCAAGGCGAAGGGCAAGGCUGACUGCAUUAUCAACCUGGCCGAUGAGACCUUUGCUGAUCUGGCUGAUGGCAAGAUCAAUGGCCAGAAGGCUUUCAUGGGCGGCAAGCUUAAGGUCAAGGGCAACAUCAUGCUGGCCACCAAGCUCGAUGCUGUGCUCAAAGCCCAGAAGUCUAAGCUGUAA
Molecule: messenger RNA, 369 nt
Organism: Malassezia sympodialis ATCC 42132
Lineage: Eukaryota; Fungi; Basidiomycota; Malasseziomycetes; Malasseziales; Malasseziaceae
Product: SCP2 sterol-binding domain-containing protein
Cellular component (GO): cytosol
Source: RefSeq, a predicted model, not a curated record